Micromonas pusilla CCMP1545 is the source of this 1275-nucleotide messenger RNA. RefSeq lists its product as uncharacterized. The record is from RefSeq and is a predicted model, not a curated record. NCBI's taxonomy places the organism in Eukaryota, Viridiplantae, Chlorophyta, Mamiellophyceae, Mamiellales, Mamiellaceae. Bases 1 to 1275 code for a protein of 424 amino acids. The transcript is spliced from 2 exons. Gene Ontology annotation, molecular function: protein binding.
AUGGCUCGCAUCGAGGAGGCGUCGUCCGAAGACGACGACGAUGCCCGAACGAGGCAACGCAGAGCCGCGACGACGCACGCGGGCACUUCGAGCGAAUCGUUCAACGACAUCCUCCAGAAAGCCGCGGAGAUGAAGACCGCGCAGCUGAAAGAUAAGCGCAGGGAAUGGGAGGCGUCGCCGGACUUCAUGAAGAACACGAUGGCGUACGACAAGGACGACACGCUCGUCGCGCUUCGUAAAGACGGCACCGUGAGGGAGAAGAUCGAUCACGCGACGCCGGCGAAAGCGAGAGGGAACGAGCUGUACGCGGAGGGUUUGUACGAAGACGCGAUGUCGGAGUACACGAAAGCGAUCGCGGUGUUCAGGUAUUGGAACCGGGAGACGGUCGGGAACGAGCAAAACCUGGUGUGCUUCAAGGACGACGAGACGACGACGCCGACGGAUCCCGCCGCGCGCGCGUUCGUGUCCUCCGUCCUCCUCAACGCGUCCGCGUGCAUGGCGAAGAUAGACGCCGCGAGGGACCCGGACACGCCGCCCACACACGUGGACGGCAUCGUGUGGACGUGCACGGAGGUUCUGAACAUCGACGACGCGUGCGUCAAGGCGUAUUACCGCCGAGCGAUCGCGCUCGCGUCCGCGGGGUCGAGCGUCGCGCUGGAGAAGGCGGUGAAGGAUCUCGCGAGAGCCGCGCGACUCGCGCCGAGCGAUGCGCUCGUUCGAGACGCGCUCAGGAAGCACCGAUCGGAGUACGACGCGCAGUGCGCGAAAGAUAGGAAGACGUACGGCGGCGCGUUCAAGACGAAGGACGGUUUGUACACGAAAGAAGACGAAGAGUCGAUGCGCGCCGCCGCGGAGGCGAAAUGUAAGGAGAUCGACGCGAUGCGCGAGAUGAGCGACGACGAGAUCAAGGCUCGCGCGAGAGCGCGCGGGAUCGACCUCGACGACGCGAAGGUCAGGAAGCAGUUCGAAGACCGAGCGAGGGCGCGGCACGACGCGGAGAUGGCGGCGAAAGCGAGGGAGUUCGGCAUCGACCUCUCCGAUCCGGACGUGAAGAAGAUGCUCGCUCUCGUGGAGAAGGAGAACGCCGCGCGGAUGGAAGGGUUCGACGUCGACGCGAAGCUGCCCGCGUGGAGGCGAUGGCUGUACCUCGCGUUCGAUAAGAACAACACGUUCAGCGUGCAGAACUUUCUGUACGUGUUGAUCGCGGUGCGCGCGCCCGCCCGCGCGUUUCGAUUCGUUUCCAUCGUCCUUCGCGCGUUCGCGUUCGUUUCAUGA